CCGUGGGCGCCGCCGCCGCGCGAAUCUCGGGCUGGGAGCCGCGCCGCGGGGCCCGGAGCCGGCGCGCGCGGGGAGCCGAGGCGGCGGGCUUGGCGCCGUGUGCCGUCGUGCCCCCGGCCCAAGAGACGGCGGGCGCGGGAACCUGGCCGUGCAAGUAUUCAACCCGGAACUGGGGCCUCCCGGCGGAGGCCGGACGCGAGAGCGGAGGUUUCUGGGAGCUCCGCGGGCACAGCCGGGGCCUCGGGCGCCGCGCGCCGUGGCUGGCCGCCCUGGGGUGGACGCUGGCGGGAGAGCUGGGGAAGGAUGAGCGCGGAGGACAGAGUUAGGGGGAGCCGAAGGCUGGUGGACAAGGAGGACCGACCCGGGAAAGCCCAGCGGACUCAGCCUCUGCCCUCCCUUGACCUUGAGCUUUUUCUUUCAGCCACGUGCUAGGAGUGAUGCCAAACUUUUUUUUUUUUUUCCUCUUUCAAACGGACGGAUUUUCCAUGAUCUCCAACUAACAGUAUUGAAGCUGCCGAAUCAAAUUUGAAACAAAUCUGUAUUCAUGAAGAGUGACUGCAUACCAACCACAAUAUGUCAAGAAAGAAAAAAAGAUCCAAUAGAAAUGCUUCAUUCUGGGCAGCUGGUAAAAGUCUGUGCCCCAAUGGUUCGAUAUUCAAAGUUGGCUUUUAGAACAUUAGUAAGAAAAUAUGGUUGUGAUCUGUGCUAUACACCAAUGAUAGUUGCUGCUGAUUUUGUCAGAUCAAUAAAAGCCCGAGACAGUGAAUUUACUACAAACCAAGGUGAUUGCCCAUUGAUUGUUCAGUUUGCUGCUAACGAUGCGAGACUUUUAUCUGAUGCUGCUCGUAUUGUCUGUCCUUAUGCGAAUGGAAUAGACAUUAACUGCGGUUGCCCUCAGAGGAUCCAUGAUGACCUUACAAGAACUAUAGAUCUUUGUCGAAAGGCUGAGGCAACAGGAGUUUCUUGGAUUACAGUCCAUGGAAGAACUGUUGAAGAAAGACAUCAGCCAGUUCACUAUGAGGCCAUUAAAAUAAUUAAGGAAAACAUGUCUAUACCUGUAAUUGCUAACGGAGACAUCAGAAGCUUGAAAGAAGCAGAAAAUGUGUGGCAUAUUACUGGGACAGAUGGUGUGAUGGUUGCAAGAGGACUCUUAGCAAACCCUGCCAUGUUUGCUGGAUAUGACGAAACCCCGCUGCAGUGCAUCUGGGACUGGAUUGACAUUGCUCUUGAACUUGGAACUCCUUAUAUGUGUUUCCAUCAACAUUUAAUGUACAUGAUGGAAAAAAUAACUUCAAGGCAGGAAAAAAGAGUGUUUAAUGCUUUGUCAAGCACAUCAGCAGUUUUAGAUUACCUUACAGACCAUUAUGGGAUUUGACUGGACUUCCUAAAGUAUUUUAAUAUUUACUUCACUUUAUAUCUACAGUGAAACCACCCAAGGUCACAUUUUGGUUUUUACUUUAAGUCAGUGUCUCUCCCCCAUAAGCAUAAAAACAGUGCCCUGAGAACAUUUUAAAAAGUUAGUCCUAGACCCCAUCCUUAGAGAUUCUGAUUCAGUACAUCUAUAGGAUGGAAACAAAAUUUAGUUGUAAAGAAGACCCCAGGUAGAGCAAACAUCCUGGUCACUCUACCAAACAUUGACAAACUGUUGUUCUGAAAUCUAUUAUGGAUUUAAAAAAAAAAAAAAUUUCCUAAAGGAAUUGUGUUUUUAACAUUUUUAAAUAAAUUUUUUAUUUUAAUACUAAAAGUAUGAGUCUAAUAGUAUUUAUAAGUCAACAUGAAGUAUGUUUGAAUGAAAAUAAGUGCAAAGUGACAGAACAAAUGCCAACUUCUACAUAAAAUGAAAAGGAACGAGAAUUCUGUAUAAAGUUACUUUCAGGGCUUAGAUUAAAAAUUCAAAUUGGAAAAUCAAACUGGUACUUCCUAAUUCAUGAAUGACACUUCCAGGUAUGUGUU
Messenger RNA from Nyctereutes procyonoides (raccoon dog), 1953 nucleotides. It is a transcript of the gene DUS4L, whose product is annotated as dihydrouridine synthase 4 like. The record is from RefSeq and is a predicted model, not a curated record. Gene Ontology annotation, molecular function: flavin adenine dinucleotide binding; tRNA dihydrouridine synthase activity. Lineage: Eukaryota; Metazoa; Chordata; Mammalia; Carnivora; Canidae. Gene Ontology annotation, biological process: tRNA processing. The coding region runs from base 545 to 1375 and encodes 276 amino acids. The transcript has 6 exons.